Mycena citricolor is the source of this 1916-nucleotide messenger RNA. The record is from the annotation of a GenBank genome assembly. NCBI's taxonomy places the organism in Eukaryota, Fungi, Basidiomycota, Agaricomycetes, Agaricales, Mycenaceae.
AUGUCGUCUAAUCCCGGCGCGGCGGUACCGACUCAACGACCGGUUACCUCCAAGUCUCGGGGCAUCUGCAAGUACUACGCCACACAACGUGGUUGCUUUGCUGGAUCUGCGUGCAAAUUCUUGCAUGGGCCAUCAGAGACGUAUACACCUUACGACAAGGCAAAGUCAUGCAGAUUCUUCGCUGCGGGGUUCUGUAAGCGGGGCAGUGAAUGCUGGUUUGCUCACAUCAAGGGAAAGGACAAGGGGGCCAUUGAAGAUGAAGACGAUCUUUGUUCUAUCUGUUUCGAUAAGCCUGUCACGUAUGGUCUACUCACUGGCUGCAGCCAUAUCUUUUGCAUCACUUGCAUCAAGCAAUGGCGAGAUAAGUCGAACAAAUCUGUGGAUGUUGUGGAGUCCGGCAAUACCAAGCGUUGCCCCAUGUGCCGUCAGUCCGCCCGGCAUAUCAUUCCGUCGUCCAAGUUUUACGCUCAAGGCCAAGAAGAGAAGGACGUCGCCAUGGCACGAUAUUUGGCAAGUAUGAACAGAAUACCAUGCAGGUAUUUCCAGCGAUCGCUCGCAACCAAAUCCGGACGGCCUUCCUGUCCCUUCGGAAAGGAUUGCUUUUAUCAGCACCGUAAUUUAGACGGCACGCCGCACAAAUUCUCGGAAGGCCACAACCCGCAUAAUCGACGCGAUCCUUGGUCAAGUUUAUUUGUUCACCGAGUUCCCGACUUUCUGAGAGCGUCCGAAUUGAUACAGACUCUUGAAGGCGUCCGAGUCUUGAACGAUGGGCCUCCGAGUCAUCCAUUCGUAUUUCACAGUCCGGGUGACGAGGUGUCUGUCAUGCGUCAUCGUCUUGACCUUCUGGCUGACCACAUGCUCGCAUCACUCUCUGGAGAAAUAGCGGACUGGACAGCCCAAUUCACUGAUGAGACAAUACCUGCUCUUGAGGCCAUCCCGCAUCCAUCUACAAACCACGCCGAUGCGGAGGGUUCCGUGAAUAACGCAGACGACACGCCCUCCCGAGCCUCUGUGUCUGACAACGUGGAUGAGGCUGAUGAAGAGGCAGAAGAGUCCAGUUCCGAUGUCGAGUUGCUGCUUUCCACCCCCAGUCCCUUGAAUUCUCGCCUGUCCCCGUCUCUAUAUCAUCUUUCACCCGUCGAGCCCCCACCAUCCUCACUUCCCGAAUCUGGCGAGACCGUUAAUAGUGAGAUAGAGUUACAACCGACCGCCCGCGAUCCUCCUUUUGUGACUGACGGUCGAGGAAGGGUCGUUUGGAGCCGUGCAUCACAGCAGAGCGGUCUACUGACUGAACCAGCACCAGGACAACCUGAACCUGGAAGUGCCAGCGAUCACACAGAUCGCAGUAACGUCAACGAUUCGACUGAUUCGUCUCGUUCGUUACUCAGUCGCGCCUGGGGCUCUCUGAUCUGAAGUGGAUGCAACUCAAACCGCACCAGUGAUACAAUUUGUACAACAGAUGACAUAACACGCAUACAUUGCAUUCUAAACUAGUUGGUUAAGAAGAUGUGCCAGACAAAAAACCUAAACAUAAUGUGAGCAUCGAGGGAUGAGACGAGACCGAAUAUAAGAGAAGAGAUCAGCUGGCUGUUCUUAGAUUUUGUAAUUCGUGUAUGUCCCCAUCGCCAGUGGCUUCGGAGUUGGUGUGAAGGUUCACAUCAUACAAGAAACGCAUGGUCCAUAGACUUACAUCUUCACCUGUGGAAAGGGUUAGAUUGAGCUUCAACUUAUGAGAACAGGAGGAAAAUCAGAGGUGCAACUGUUUGGCUUGUGCUCUGCCGUUCGUCACUGCUUAGCUACGACUGGGGCGGCAAAGAACUCAUCCCAUUAUAGAUGGAAACAUGGACUAACCUUUCACACAUCAUAAGAGGAACAUCCAGACACCAUGAAGAGCGAAGAGAUCAAGUCGAGGACUG